This is a messenger RNA of Harmonia axyridis, 1033 nucleotides long. RefSeq names its product synaptophysin-like protein 2. Lineage: Eukaryota; Metazoa; Arthropoda; Insecta; Coleoptera; Coccinellidae. Gene Ontology annotation, cellular component: synaptic vesicle membrane; synaptic vesicle. The record is from RefSeq and is a predicted model, not a curated record. The transcript has 4 exons. The coding region runs from base 175 to 792 and encodes 205 amino acids.
AGGAUUCAUGUCAAUUUUUGAACGACCUUGGACGAUUUUGUGUUUGAAUCAUUAUCUGCCUAUGCGUAUUGUCGGAAUAAACAAUGAGCAAUAAAGCUUGAUUAUCCAAUUCCGCCAUUUAAGAUCAUAUUUUAGAAUAAUUCGUCUUGAAACGUUGAGAAAACAAGCCCCAAAAUGGAUCUCAACUGGAAUGUAAUGCAAGAACCUAGGGGUAUUAUGAGACUUACCCAUUUUAUCUUUGCUAUAUUCGCAUUUGUUUGCGUAACGGAGUAUACAGGAUAUUUAACCUUUCAUUGCAAUGGAAAAGAUUAUCCGGUUUCUUACGAGUAUCCCUUCGAUUUAGUGUACAAUAAGACAUUGAAUUGUAAUCACAGAUACGAGAUAUAUGGAGAUUUUUCUGGGGACGCUAUAUUUUUUGUUUGGACAGGCUUUUUGGCUUUAGUAUAUUCCAUCGCUAUUUCCAUAAUCUAUGUAAAAUUUGAUAGAGUAUAUCUACAAAAUCCAAAGCUCCCACUCGCGGAUUUCUGUGCUACUGUUGUUGUGGCAGUAUUUUGGCUAUCUAGCAGUGCAGCUUGGGCCAAUGGCUUGACAGGAUUAAAAAAUAAGACUGAUAUAGAUCCUUCUGAAAAUCCUUGUAACUGUUCUAUUACUCAAAGUAGCUUCACCACUUUGAACAUAUCAGUGAUAUUUGGAUUUUUGAACUUCUUCCUAUGGGCAACAGAUUUAUGGUUCCUUUAUAAAGAGACAUCAUGGUUUCAAGGAAGCAAAUUCCACUCUACCAGUGGUGUUUAAAAAAAAACAAGUUUUGAGGUGAAAAAGGAGUUUCAUAAACUCCCUCUAUUCAGUAUUUAUAACGAUAUUUCAUUUAUCCAAUUUAUUAACAUUUUUCUAUUCUUCUAGCCUACUUUUACCUCUUAAUAAUUAUUCGAACACACAACACCAAGCUAUGGUCUGUCCUUUUAAAUAUAAAGGGAACUCAAAUAAGAAUUGUACAAAAAGUUGCCUUACCAUUUAGGUGAACCAAUUAGAAAUU